GACAGUUCUGUUUUAACGAUUCUGAUAUUAAUGAAACAUCUUUGUAAAGGGUUGAAGUGUCUUCCUGAAUUGUCAAUAUAUUAAUGAAGCAUGUCCUGUGUUGAACAAGACAAGCUGGGACAAGCCUUUGAAGAUGCUUUUGAGGUGCUGAGGCAACAUUCAACCGGAGAUCUUCAGUACUCUCCAGAUUACAAAAAUUACCUGGCUUUCAUCAACCACUGCUCUCAUGUCAGAGGAAAUUCCAACUGCUAUGGUGUGCUGCCUACAGAGGAACCUGUCUAUAAUUGGAGAACAGUAAUAAACAGUGCUGCGGACCUCUAUUUUGAAGGAAAUACUCAUCCAUCUCUGCCAAAUAUCCCUGAAAACCAACUGGUACAACCUGCUGUUCUCCAUCAAAAGGGAGGAAAAGGCAGGAAGAAGCUCCGACUGUUCGAAUACCUUCAUGAAUCCCUGUGUAAUCCUGAGAUGGCAUCUUGUAUUCAGUGGGUAGAUAAAACCAAAGGCAUCUUUCAGUUUGUGUCAAAAAACAAAGAAAAACUUGCCCAACUUUGGGGGAAAAGAAAAGGCAACCGGAAGACCAUGACUUACCAGAAAAUGGCCAGAGCACUGAGGAAUUACGGAAGAACUGGGGAAAUCACCAAAAUCCGGAGAAAGCUAACUUACCAAUUCAGUGAAGCCAUUCUCCAAAGACUCUCUCCAUCUUAUUUCUUAGAAAAAGAGAUCUUCUACUCACCAUAUGUUCAACCUGAGCAAGGCUUUCUCAGCUUCAGUAACUGGAAUGCAAAUUGUAAUUGUCCAUAUGCUGAUUAUCAUGAGCUAAGCCACCCUGAUUGCUAAAUAUUCUCUUAACAUUUCAUGAUUUCCUGGCAUCAGAAAUCCCUACCAAUUUCAAGAUUUUUCUCUUAAAGCAAAUGCUGGAGAGGGAAAAACAACUAACUUCAUUGUUUCUAAUCUUUUAUUAAACAGAUUAUAAUCUAUACAGACUUGGUGAAAAAAAUCUGCCAGUGAACGACUUGUAAAUGAUCGAGCCCCAUUUGAAAGUACAGACUAAAUGUCCUUCCUCUUACUAUUGUUUAUGCAACACUUUCAGAUAAACAAUGCUAGUAGAGAUUAUUUUACCUAUAUUGAUUUAAACAUUGUUUUCCUGUCA
Messenger RNA from Odobenus rosmarus divergens (Pacific walrus), 1150 nucleotides. It is a transcript of the gene SPIC, whose product is annotated as Spi-C transcription factor (Spi-1/PU.1 related). Lineage: Eukaryota; Metazoa; Chordata; Mammalia; Carnivora; Odobenidae. The record is from RefSeq and is a predicted model, not a curated record. Gene Ontology annotation, molecular function: DNA-binding transcription factor activity, RNA polymerase II-specific; sequence-specific DNA binding. Gene Ontology annotation, cellular component: nucleus. Gene Ontology annotation, biological process: regulation of transcription by RNA polymerase II; cell differentiation. Bases 91 to 837 code for a protein of 248 amino acids. The transcript is spliced from 6 exons.